Molecule: messenger RNA, 1998 nt
Organism: Cynoglossus semilaevis (tongue sole)
Lineage: Eukaryota; Metazoa; Chordata; Actinopteri; Pleuronectiformes; Cynoglossidae
Gene: sult1st6
Product: sulfotransferase family 1, cytosolic sulfotransferase 6
Exons: 7
Coding region: 267-1196 (309 amino acids)
Molecular function (GO): sulfotransferase activity
Source: RefSeq, a predicted model, not a curated record
GUCAGACACACAAAAGGACCCGCAGAGGGAAACAGAGCAGACACAAGGGCACCGGGGGAGGACAGAAUAACAGACCAGAGCUUUGACAGACAGGAAGAAGUUUAAACACUUGGAAGUUGUAGAAGCUCGGGAGUAGUAAAUGACAAAGGAGCCACAGGCAGCCAAAAUAGGAGCUCCAAGGAGAAGCAACACAUCUGCCUUCGCUUAAGUCAUUCUGCAGAUCGGAUUUCACUGUUGUCAUCUUCCACCAGUUGGACCUUUUGAGGAUGUCGGGCGAAAAGGAAAUGACCUACAAGGAGGCAAUAGAGAAAGCUGGCAACUCACUCACUCGCUUUCCUCUCAUCCCAAUCAGAGGUGUCCCCCUGAUGAGCAUUAUUGCCAACAACUUUGACUCCAUCUGGGCUUUUAAUCCGGACCCUUCUGACCUCCUCAUCGCCACCUACCCCAAAGCAGGCACCACAUGGACCCAGGAAAUAAUCGACCUUCUUAUCAACAACGGAGAUGCUGAGGCCUGCAGGAGAGCUCCCACACCUGUUCGCAGUCCUUUUCUGGAGAUCCACUCGCCACCACCCAUCCCCUCAGGUCUUGAUCUUCUGAAGAAAAUGGAUCCACCAAGAAUCAUCAAGACACAUCUUCCUUUCCAGUUGGUGCCUCAAGGAUUCUGGGAAAACAAAUGCAAAGCCAUUUAUGUGGCACGCAAUGCCAAAGACAACAUGGUGAGCUACUACCACUUUGAUCGCAUGAACAAGACUCAGCCUGAGCCCGGGCCGUGGGACGGCUACGUCCACAAGUUCAUGCAAGGACAGUUGGGCUGGGGCUCCUGGUAUGAUCACGUGAAAGGUUACUGGGUCGAGAGAGAGAAGAGGAACAUUCUUUAUCUCUUCUAUGAGGACAUGAAAGAGAAUCCGGCACGUGUAGUGAGGACAAUCAUGCAGUACUUGGACUUGUCUGUGUCGGAUGAGGUCAUCGACAGAAUUGUGGAGCUCACAUCUUUUAAGAACAUGAAGGACAACCCGAUGGCCAACUACUCGUGUGUGCCACCAGAAGUCUUCGACAUGUCCAUCUCUCCCUUCAUGAGAAAAGGUGAAGUAGGAGAUUGGAAAAACUAUUUUACGCCCGAGCAAUUAAAGAUGUUUGACGAGGACUACGAGAAGCAAAUGAAGGACGUUCACAUCCCUUUCAGGAGCCUCAUUUAACCAGCGAUGUCGCAUUAAGCUCUCAAACUCAGGACAGGUCCGAGUGCAGCGAAAUAAACAAUGUGUACACGUGCUGAGUAUUGUAAUCACCGAAGAUCGCGAAGAGGACGGCCGGUCAGUGUUUGUGUAGAGAAGUCAAUUAAAUGCAUUCCAAAAAGCAGAAAGUACACGAGUUCAUAAUCAUUACUUUAUUGCAGCUUAUUGUGUAAACAAUGUAUAAGACCAAAAGUGUUGAAACUGAGUGGACAUGCCCAUAUGAUGUCAUGAGACCCCCAGAAGUCCAUUGACUGCGUUAAGCCUACAGAGAGCGCUGACAGGUGUUCUGAAGUAAGAAGUGUGCAACCGAAGCUGCACCACACACAACGAGCAACAAAGACUAGAAGAACAGAAAUGAGCUGGAAAAUCAAUGAUAAGAAAAUGGACACAAAAACACAACAGCUGAAAAUAUCCAACUUUAACAAAAAAAAAAAAGAAAAAAAAAGUCACCUUUAAUACAUAUGUUAUUUCUUAGAAUAAAAUCUAAAAUAUCUUUAUACUUUCAUCAGUACGGAUACUUCCCUUCUUCAAUUAACUCUCCUUAUAUAUAUAUAUAUAGUGGCUACUUUAAUAUAGAUGAUUUUUGACAAGUUUUAUAGUUUUUUUUAAAUGUUUUCCUGUGUUUCUUCUCUCUUUUAUUGGUUGGCUCACAACGGCUCCCCUCUUGGGCUGUGAUCUUCCUCUCUCUCUCUCUCUCUCCUCGACCUUUACGGACUUCUUCUACAUCUCUAUUUUAUUUCUACGCCUCCUGAAUAGAGAAGAGGGG